Messenger RNA from Trypanosoma cruzi, 1014 nucleotides. RefSeq lists its product as uncharacterized. The transcript has a single exon. Gene Ontology annotation, molecular function: glycosyltransferase activity. The coding region runs from base 1 to 1014 and encodes 337 amino acids. Gene Ontology annotation, cellular component: membrane. Lineage: Eukaryota; Euglenozoa; Kinetoplastea; Trypanosomatida; Trypanosomatidae. The record is from RefSeq and is a predicted model, not a curated record.
AUGAGGCGGCGACGUGCCCAUCUUGGCUUUGUUGGCGUAUUGCGUCCCGUUCUAUCUGCUCUUCUCGUGUUGGCGCUUCUUACUUUUCCUUUCAUUGUGUGGGCAUUACAAAUGGAUCCUGAGCCUGCUCUGCCGUCGCAGCCGAGGGUGAGCAAAGUGAUCGCCCUUAUUGCCGCUCAAGGCAACAUUCAUGAGGACUCCCCAAAAAUAGUGGUGGUGUCAUUUCCAAUGACGUGGCGAAGAGAUCGUUUGUUGCAUGUUUUGAAUGCCACUCUGUAUGAUUGGCCGAGGGGUGAGAGUAUUGUCCAUGAAGUGCUGCUCGUGUGGAAUGGUAUGAAGGAAAAAAUGCCAGACGAAUUGCCUGCGUUGAACUCGAGGUACGACACAAGGCAUCGACCAGCAUGCAGUGGCACUGGACAUGCCCCGUUCCUGCGAAUUGUGCCGCAACCAUCCGAUUCCGUGGCGAAUCGCUGGCUUGUCGCCUCUCUUCUCCGCACCGAAUCUGUGCUCAACAUCGACGAUGAUAUGAAAGUGUUGUAUGAUGCGGCACGGUGCAAGUUUUCAAUUUGGUUGCGAUCCACCUAUUUGCUUGUGGCGACGAACGUGCGGGCCGUUGUGGACUGCGGCAAAACAAUGGAGCGGUGUCAAUGCAAUCGUUCCUUUGAUUACUUGGCACGAGAGCGGCUGCGAGGGAUAGGCCUAUCGUACAACGUGGCCCUGCCACGUGUUCUUCUCUCCUCACGUGUAUACUAUGUUGUCUUUGAGGAGUUGUUUUACCGGGCUGUUAAUGUGCCCACGUACCCCAGCCUGACGAGUUUCACGUCCACUCGACAGGAUUCCAUUCGUCUUAUACUGGAGGCGUUGCUCUGCGAUGACAUUUCCUUCAACUACGCGGCGGCAAACGCCUCCGUUAUUUUUCUUGUGGCCGCAUUGAACCUAUUUCACGCGUCAACGUUGGAUAAAGGCCACCCCAAUUCUAGUAGAGGCUGCUUUGAAGUCAUUUCCGGAGUCUAG